ACUGCAAGUACCAAAUAUGUUUCUGCACUUGAAAAUUUUAACGAGUUUGAUGAUAAGCUUGAUGUUGAUAUUGAAGUUUGUUCCGAAGAGAAAGCAUAUUUGUUGGCUUUCUAUGUUAAUGCACUGUAAUGGCUCCAACCAAACCCUCUGAACCGAAAACAAAGACUGGAAUAAUGGUACUCCUGACAUGGACAUUUAACGAAACACUCUGUCUUUCUUUGUUUCUUUUUUGGGGUAAAAUCCCAAUUCUCAAGUCACCGUUGAUCCAUCAAGUCUUGCACGCAAGUUGCAACAACUGGUUACUGUUAUCCAUGACGACACUAUGUCAUAGGAAUGCUUUCAUACCAUCCGGUUCAUACCUCACCUUCACUGCUUUCAUACCAUCCGGUUCAUACCUCACCUUCACUGCUUUCAUACCAUCCGGUUCAUACCUCAUCUUCACUGCUUUCAUACCAUUCGGGUCAUGCGUCUGAUGCUUCUCGGAAGUUUUUUUUACAAUAACGUGCUUUGAUCUUUCAAGACUUUUUUGCUAGUGGUAGUGCCUUAUCCAAUACAACUUGUCUCAGUCCUGCUUUAUGUCAAUUAUGCUUAUGAAAUGGAACAUAUAUGGAAGACUAUCGUAUCAUAUAUCCCAAUUUUCCAAGAGGACAAAAGACUGCUACAGAGUAUAUAUUGACACAACUUGUCAUUACAGUGGAAAGCUGUUUUCACAUUGAGAACUGCUAGCAAUGGGGGUUGGUGCUGUUCUCUAUUUCCUUUCGACUUGUAACUCUAAUUUUUGAGUGAUUACGGGAAAUUUGGAAUAGCCAAAUAUUUUGUAUGUUUGUAUUGUAAAAUUUAUUAAAUUUGUUUCAUACUUUAAGUUAACAAGUAUCUUCUAGUCUCUGCUCCCCCUGUAUUCUUCUCUUUAUCAUUAGUCAAAGACCUAAAGAAGAUUUCCAUGGUCCCCACGACAUUGUUUUUGGAAUUACCUCUGUACACCAAUAUUUUAUCAACAAAUUGUUUACUUCAUC
Molecule: messenger RNA, 1013 nt
Organism: Rubroshorea leprosula
Lineage: Eukaryota; Viridiplantae; Streptophyta; Magnoliopsida; Malvales; Dipterocarpaceae
Source: the annotation of a GenBank genome assembly